AUGUACCCGUUCCUACACUUACUGCCCGAUGGUUCGCUGUUCAUCUUCGCGGAUCGAUCGUCUGAGACCUUCGACGUCACAUCGAGCCGCACUAUUGAGACCAUGCCUGAGUUACCCGGAUUGCACAGAACAUAUCCAAACACUGGCGGAAGUGUAAUGCUUCCCCUACACCGGAGCAACAAUUAUGAACCGGAGAUCAUGAUUUGUGGCGGAGGACAAGCACAGGCAGUUGAUAGCUUGUGUGAUGCCACUUGUGGGAGGCUGAGGCCGCUCAGCUCGAAGCCGAAGUGGCAGAUGACUUCGAUGCCCGAGCCUCGAGGAAUGGUUGAAGCUGUACUGCUUCUCGACGGCACUGUCCUCUGGCUCAAUGGUUAUCAGCAAGGAGCGCAGGGCUUUGGUUUGGCCACAGAGCCAGCUCUCGAAGCAUUAAUAUACGACCCCGAAGCGAGCAAGUGGUCGGUACAUGGGAAAUCAAGGAUACCGAGACUGUAUCAUUCCGUUGCGUUGCUGAUGUUGGAUGGCACAGUGCUCGUUGCUAGCAGCAACCCCAAUGAAAUGCCAGUGACGAUAGACCAGGUCGAUGGAAAUGACCAACAAAAAGCAUUUCCGACCGAGUUCAGGAUCGAGAGCUAUACUCCGGUGUACCUGAAAGGUAACAAUGCAUCACGCAGACCUACCGAUGUCAAGUUGCUAGAUCGAACGUUCGCUGCCAACUCUAGCUGCGAAAUCGAGUUCAGCAGCGUGGAAGACGUCGAAAGUUUGGACAUCGUUUUGUACUCGGGAGGCUUUGUGACUCAUUCUUUGCACAUGGGUCAAGUAAUGGUAUAUUUGGAGCACAGCAGCUGGGAGACCUCGAAUGCCGGCCGCACGAAAGUACAAGCUUAUAUGCCAGAUGGAGUCAAGAUUGCGCCUGGACCUUAUGUUGUUUAUAUAGUUGCGAAUGGUGUACCUGGAAUAGGUCAGUUUGUGACGUUCAAGCUCUGA
Exophiala spinifera is the source of this 984-nucleotide messenger RNA. RefSeq lists its product as uncharacterized. Lineage: Eukaryota; Fungi; Ascomycota; Eurotiomycetes; Chaetothyriales; Herpotrichiellaceae. The record is from RefSeq and is a predicted model, not a curated record. The transcript has a single exon. Bases 1 to 984 code for a protein of 327 amino acids.